CGUAGUACCGGCCAACGUUCUGUUUUCUCCGUUUUGUUUGCCGGUGAUUUCAUUCCAAUGCGCGAGUGUUGCGUGUGCACGGGGCGAAUACGCGACGUCUCAUUGUAUGGAAGUACACGAGGCGCCGUGUUUUGGUUAUUUUCAGCACCAUUUGAGAGAAAACCAUUGAGAUGACACUGUAUUUCGACACAAAAAUAGAAUUCCUGGAUUCGGAUGCAGUCAGCACCAUCAGCAGUUGGCAUCCCAGCGAACCGCUCUUUGCAGUGGCUUCAUUUAGCGCCGAAAGAGGCGGUUCCGUGACCAUUUUUGCGGAUACUGGUGAGCCGCAGCGGGAUGUCACCUAUCCGGUGCACGCCACUUCUCAGGCCACAGCGAUGUGCUGGCAUCCGGAAAAGGCUCUCCUGGCGAGUGGCUGGGAGCAUGGGGACAUACACGUGUGGUUUGCCGGACACAGGGAGUUUGCCAGCGUAAACGCUCCUCACAAGGCGGCCAUUGUUCUGCUGCAGUUCAGCGAACAGGGCGGACGCAUGGUUACGGCGGAUGCCAUGGGCUUGGUGACGGGAUGGCGCUGCGACGGCCAGUACCAGUUCUUGACCAUGUUUUCCCACGAUCUGCGGGAGGUACUGCUGCUGAUCUGCUUUCGACGAACGGUGGAGAGUGAGGUUCGCGAGGAGAUGGCUAAUCUCGCCAAGGCAGCGGUGGCCGGUGAUGAGAAUGCCUUGGACACCCUAACCAAUUGGAGGCCAAGAACUGCAGCCCGGAGUAUGACACAUUCUGGGGUGAGAGACAAUCAUUGCUUCUACGCCUGCACCCAAGGAGGGGUUGUGUUUUACAUAAAUCAAGGAGGCGCCUGCGUUGAGGUGAUGAAGUGCGGAUCCCUACCGCCCAUUGUCCAGAUGUUGUGGCACCCCAAAAAGGACGCCGUUAUUUGCCUGAUGGAGGACUUGACUGUCACUCUGUUUUUGGUUGAAUCCACGGGCAUUCUCACGGAACUGGACCGCGUUAAGAUGAGCGGACGUGGAGGAGGCCGACAGGGAGGCAUCGCCUGGUCUGGAAACUCUUUGGCCAUCAUUACAGGUGAUCUUUUUGUACGCAUUUGGGACAUCGAAAGGAGUGACAAUUACCUCCUGAAAAUGGAUCUUCCCAGUGGCAACCAGAUCGGUUCAUCCUUGACCAGUUUGAGUAAUGGCACCAUAUCGUCGUCAAACCAAUUCUUUAGCCAUGAGAGCAGCACCGAAAGCAGCAGUGUGCCCCGCAAGACACCGAAGUACGGUCAAAUUAGCGGCGAAAUUUUCACCUGUUUGGCUUAUAGCUCUACGGGCCAAACUCUGUGUGCGGGAACCUCCCUGGGAAAUCUCUUUACCUGGAAGAGAAGUGGCAGCCGACUAGUUAGUGCUCCCGAAGACGCAUGGCAGCUGACGAACAUAUCAUCUGUGAGAGGAGCCAUACGGAGCUGUGAGUGGGGAUUUAAUGAACUGGCCAAGCCCUGCAUGCUGGUCAACUGUCUGUCCAAUGUUUUCAUGCUAAAGGAGCAACCCUUAUUGGCCUUUUAUACCCGCGAACUUUGGGCAGUUCAGGGGUCGGCCAAGUCGGUGCAGUUGACUCAUUGCAGCGGUCGGGAGACCACUGUUCAAUCGGAGUUUGCAGUGACUGCCAUGGCCUUGAACGAAUUAAGUCUGGUGAUGAGUAAUGGCAGGAGCAUCUCAUCCUACAGUCUGCAGAAAGUGGAAAGGAGCCUGGACGAGUUUGACGAGAUUCUGGAGGCAGUGGAGGGUGCUCCGCCUACAUCGGCAUCUACAGGCACUCCUUUGAGUGUGAAGCUACUCCAGACCUUUCCCGCUGAAUGUUUAUCCCUGCACCUAUACAACCAGAACAUAUUCUGCCUGGCGAGCAGUGAUAUUAUGGUCUACUCUGUGGGGGGCGUGGUGCUCCACCGCAUGCAAGCCAGCGAUAUUGAAGGAAAAAUCAUCGGUAUGGAUUUAAGUGGCUGCUAUCUCUCGGUAUUCACCAUGAAUGGCUACGUUAAGGCUUACGAUGUUUCGAGACACGACCCUAAGCUCCUUUUUCCAAGCAAAUCCGGUCAUGACAUUUUCGAUGACUUCGGAGAAUUCAUCCUGGUAAAGUGCAAUAGUCUGGGAAGCCAUUUGGCCAUGGUGAUAGCCAGUAGCAAUUUUACCCCAAUUUCAGCUCUGUUCUGCUGGGACUUUGAGCGCAAUAAUUUAUUAGAGUAUGAUUUAGUGGAGCAGGAAACUAGUUCUAGGAAAGAGAACUCCUCAUCCAGCCUGCCUGUUCGAAUUUUUUGGGAUGCAGAGGAACCUAGACUCCUGGCCAUGGAGGUCAAGUCAAUGAUGCAAAUGACUCUGCCUCAAAAGAACUCGCCCCAACCCAGUCAUUUUGUUCUGUCAAAGAUUUUACUUUUAUUUUAUUCGGAGAAAGGAUGCCUCAAUAUUCUUGAGACUCAACCUAUGAGUCCAGGCUCUCAAUUAUUGAACCUAUGUGUGCCAAACGUGCUCCGCCUGAAGAUCAAUGCAGUAGAGGAGCAGCCCCUCCAGGAUUUUGUAGACCUCCAGCAAUGCGAUCCAGUUACCCGGAAGCGAGUCUUGAAUUUCAGCCUUCAUGUGGCAGAGGGAAAUAUGGAUAUGGCGUAUCGCAGCAUUCGAUCAAUUCAGUCCAAAGUGAUCUGGACCAAUCUGGCAAAGAUGUGUGUCCACACAAACCGAUUGGAUGUGGCUAAGGUGUGCAUGGGUCAUUUGGAGCAAGCCCGCUCCGUUCGUGCCCUGCGCCUAGCCAUUGAAGAUGAUGAUCUCGAGACUGAAGCCAAAGUAGCAGUUCUAGCAAUUGAACUAGGAAUGAUUGAGGAAGCCAAGGAUCUAUACCGCCAAUGCAAGCGUUUCGACUUGCUCAACAAACUACUUCAAUCCACAGGACACUUGGAUGAGGCCCUGCAGUUGGCCGAGACUGAGGAUCGCAUUCAUCUGAAGCACACUUACUACCAGAAGGCCCAGGAGUUGCGAGAAAAGGGUGACAUUAAGGGAGCUCUGGAAUACUUCGAGAAGACGCAGAAUCCGGCGCAGAAUAUUACACAACUGCUACUGGAGAAUCCAGCGUCCAUGAAGCGCUACAUUCAGACCACCAGCGAUCCCAAGCUGCUCAAGUGGUGGGGCCAGUAUAUCGAGAGCUCCGGAGACAUGGAUGCUGCUCUGGCCGUCUACCACAAGGCGGAGGACUGGUUCUCGCAGGUAAAGAUUCUUUGCUACCUCGGCAAGAUCUCAAAGGCGGAUGCAAUUGCCAGACAAUCUGGGGACAAAGCGGCUUGCUAUCACUUGGCAAGACACUACGAGAAUGUGGGAAAGUUCCAGGAAGCUAUUAUGUUCUUCACGCGUGCCCAGACCUUCAGCAAUGCGAUUCGCAUUUGCAAGGAGAAUGACUUCCAGGAGGAACUCUGGACAGUAGCCAGUUCAUCGAGGCAGAGGGAUAAGGCCAUAGCAGCUGCUUAUUUCGAGGAGUGCGGGAACUUCAAGCACGCCGUGGAACUCUAUCAUAGGGCUGGAAUGCUUCACAAAGCCCUAGAGAUGGCUUUCGAGUCUCAGCAGCCGGAAAUUCUGGAGAUUAUAGCUUCUGAUCUCGUGCCGGAGUCGGAUGCCGAGUUGAUCAAUCGGUGUGCGGAUUUCUUUUGCAGUAUUGAGCAGUUCCAGAAGGCCGUACAGUUGCUGGCCAAGACCAGACACCUGGAAAGAGCUUUAAGUAUCUGCAUGGAGAAGGGAGUGCCGGUGACCGAAGAGUUGUCCGAGAUGCUCACUCCGGAGAAGGGUGAGUUCGACGAGGCCAUUCGAGUCAAUAUCCUAGUCCAGUUGGGCGAGAUCCUUCAGCAGCAGGGUGAUUACCACAGUGCCACCAAGAAGUUCACCCAGGCCGGUGACAAAAUGCGGGCGAUGAAGAGUCUUUUGAAAUCGGGUAACACCGACAAAAUUAUAUUUUUUGCCAAUAUGUCCAGGCAACGUGAGGUCUACAUUAUGGCAGCAAAUUAUCUCCAAGCCUUGGACUGGCAAUCGGACCCCCAAGUCCUUAAGCACAUUGUCAGUUUUUAUACAAAGGGCCAGGCCUUCGAUUCCUUGGCCAACUUCUAUGCCAUCUGCGCCCAGAUCGAGAUCGAAGAGUUUCAGGACUACGGCAAGGCCUUGACCGCCAUGCAGGAAGCCUCCAAGUGUUUGGAGAAGCUCAGUCAUGCCCAGCACGCCUACAACAACCUGCAGCGCACGGUAGCGGAUGUAAAGGCGAUCCUAGAAAUCCAGCAGGCGCUGCGAGAAGGUGAUCACCAGCUGGUCAUCGGAUCCUGCCGCAGCAUGCUAAUAAAACCGGAGCUGCCGCCUAUCCGCCACGCUCACAUUCUGUCCAUGCUGGUUCGAGCCCUGGUCUAUGCCAAACAGUAUCCUGAGGCUGGAAGAGCUCUGAAGGAACUAGCCGUGAAAGACAACUCGUGGAGCGCCUCUGGUCUCUUGGAUCGAGGCAUAGUUCAAAGAAUCGCCCAGGAAUGCGACCUGGACUUUGAUCUCAUCUGGAAUUCGGGCCGGCAAGUGACCGCCUCCACAAGCGGCACUGCCGUCACUGGAAUGAGCAGCACUUCAGCCUUGACAACGAGCGAUGAUGACGAGGCCGAUGACGAGGAGAUCACAGAGGAACUGCAUUAGGUGAUUCAAUAAAUAGGCAACGCAGAACAAGUCACGGCCCUAAUUAUUUCACAUUGCGGAUAAAAUGUAAAUAUGCUAUGCAAACCCUAUAAAAUGGAAAAUAUUAGCUGCCUUAUCACCAUGCGCAGUAAAUGCAAUCCGAUGGUACUGAAGGGUAUCUUUAAGCCUAAAAAUCCCAGUUACGUUAAUAUAAAAGUGGUUGCUCAAGUUUUAAUCUAUUCUUGCUACCAGAAGCAUUUCCACAACCAAAAGUCCCCUAUUUCUGAAUAAGAAUUACUGGCCAUUUAUUGAUUAAAGUGUUAUCAGAUUAAUCAUUAAUUACAAUUUUCUAGGACGAAGGAACACUUUUGCAAGAAGAUCUUCGCGUGGAACAUCUUCUUGCGGAGGAAUUCCAUAUCGUCUUGUGAGAAUGUAAUAGGUUCGUUGCGCAAUGAAUAUUCCGAAAACGUUUUCUUAAUGAGAUAUUGUAAAGAAAAAUAAAAGCAGACAUAACGAUAAUCAAAUGAUAUAAUAGCAUGACUAUGAUUGUUUAGACGCGAUUAGUGGAAAGCACCCUUUUCUAAAUCAACUAACGUAAUGUUAGGGCGUUCAAAGUUCUCAAACAAAACCCAGCGGAGGCAAUGAGCCAUAUUUGUACAUAUAGGCAAGUAUUUCGCCAGAUUGCUCACAAAACUCUAAAAGCUCCCCACGCUCCCUUUGACCCACUGGCAAUUUAUGAAUGAAUCGUACAAUACACGCGGGUCUAGUAAAAGCUUUCGUUAUAAAAACGUACAGUGGGUUCAAGUGAUAGACGUCACAUCAAAACAAAUAUAAACAGUGAUAUGGAUUUGGAUCGCCGUAUUUGCCGGCGCCAGCUGAAAAGAGAAAGAGAGCGGGCCAUCGGAUCGGCAUGAAUCACUUGCCCAAAAGCGUCCUCAGCUAUGAAAUCAGAAUGAUUUCCAGGAAGUCAGCGAAACUCAAACAAGCCGAAAGAGCAAUUGAAAGCUGAUGUGCUCUAAAUCGGUUACCGUCAUGGAAUAAGCGAUAUCUAAGCACGUCAAUGUAAUAAUAUAUUUUGAUCCAAUAAUAACUAUAGAGCUAUUUUU
Molecule: messenger RNA, 5773 nt
Organism: Drosophila rhopaloa
Lineage: Eukaryota; Metazoa; Arthropoda; Insecta; Diptera; Drosophilidae
Gene: rempA
Product: intraflagellar transport protein 140 homolog
Exons: 8
Coding region: 171-4688 (1505 amino acids)
Biological process (GO): intraciliary retrograde transport
Cellular component (GO): intraciliary transport particle A; axoneme; ciliary basal body
Molecular function (GO): protein binding
Source: RefSeq, a predicted model, not a curated record